CGUCCCUACUGUUUGGCUACGGAUGUUCCUUAACACUAAUGCGUGUUUCUAUUUUUCAGAUUUGAUUUUCAAUUACGCUUACCUUCCCGCCCACAACCAUCUCUCUACUAUCUUCCUCCAUUUUUCAGUCAGCAAAGCUUUCUCUCACUAGAAACGCAGAUCCAAAGCCAUCUCAAUCACUAGUUCCAAAAGUAAUUGACCUCACAUUUAUCUCCGAUCCGCGACUCUCUCUCUCUCUCUCUCUCUCUUCAGUCUCUAUUUCACACUCGAAACCCUAGAAUUUCGCAGACGGCUAUCAUGAACCACUACCACAUCUAUGAAGCUAUCGGCCGUGGCAAAUUCUCGACUGUAUACAAGGGGAGGAAGAAGAAGACUAUAGAGUAUUUUGCAAUUAAGAGUGUCGAUAAAUCACAGAAGAGCAAGGUUCUUCAAGAAGUUAAAAUUCUUCACUCUUUAGAUCACCCAAAUGUUCUAAAAUUCUAUUCCUGGUAUGAAACUUCUGCUCAUUUGUGGUUGGUUUUGGAAUAUUGUGUUGGAGGAGACCUCAUGUCAUUACUACAGCAGGAUAAGAAGCUUCCAGAAGAGUCAAUACAUGAUUUUGCUCACGAUCUUGUCAAAGCUUUGCAGUUUUUGCACUCGAAGGGAAUCAUUUACUGUGACUUGAAACCUUCAAACAUCUUAUUAGAUGAAAAUGGACGUACAAAGCUAUGUGAUUUUGGAUUGUCAAGAAAAUUGAGUGAUAUAUCUAAAACUCCUUCUUCCUUACUGCCACAAGCAAAACGUGGAACUCCCUUUUACAUGGCUCCUGAGUUGUUUCAGGAUGGAGGCGUCCAUUCUUAUGCAUCUGAUUUGUGGGCCCUUGGUUGUGUGCUAUAUGAGUGCUAUGCUGGGAACCCACCCUUCAUAGGAAAAGAGUUCACUCGGCUGGUAAAAUCAAUCCUUUCAGACCCAACUCCAUCCCUUCCAGGGACUCCCAGCCGUCCCUUUGUCAAUCUAAUCAAUUCUCUCCUGAUAAAAGAUCCAGCUGAAAGAAUACAGUGGACUGAGUUCUGUGAACAUGCUUUUUGGAGAACAAAAUUUACUCCAUUGCCUUUACCUCCUCAGCCUGCUUUCAGUGAUAUGAUAGAGCUUUUGUCUAAACCAUAUCUCUCAGAACGCAAUAGUGACAACCCUCCCCAAAACAAAACCCCACCUAAAUAUCGUGAAAAAGAUUCAAAAGGAGGUCCCAAACAGGAUGAGAAUUGCAUUGUGGGAUCAAGAGGUUAUGUCACACCGGUUAAGGGUGUAUCUAGUGGCCGGAAGAUUCAAAUGAAGGCUUCAGGCAAAGUAGUUGAGGAGAAGCAGAAAGAUCCUUCAAGCAAUACUAGGGAUGUGAAUCUUCUAAGGCUCUCAAGGAUAGCAAAGUCAAACUUACAGAGAGAAAAUGAGAAGGAGAACUACAGGAGGCCAUUGCCAAAUGGCUCUGAAAAUGAUGCCGAAGUGAAAAUUGAAAACACUGAUAUGGAACUUGAUUUUAAUGAGAACACGGAGGAUGAGACAAAUGAUGAUCCUGAUGGAUCUGAUAAUCCGACUUGUCCUGAAGAAAAAAUGUCAACUCAAAAUCAGCAUGAGGGAAAAUUAGAACAGAUGGACAAUAACAAUAACACUAACCAAUUGGAUGCAUCACCUAUGAUUAAUACUCCUGUCUCAGAUGACACAAGAGCACCUGACCUGGAUUUAUCUUCAGAACACAAUGAAAUGGGUCCUACUCCACCCACUGUUAGCCCUCAACUCAAAAGGGUUAAAGAAGGUUCAGAGUAUGCCGUCGACUCUGAUACUUCAAAAUCAUCUAAUGACCUCACGCAGGUGCUUUGGCAUCCAUCAGACCUCUCAGUCAGACCUGUGAUGCCCAGUAGGAAGGCUGAUAAAAUGUCAAUUCCUUCUCUUCCCAUUGAUGCAUUGCCAGCAACGGAUUAUUUGAAGAUGCCUAAGGAUCAGGUGGACACAUUCAAUAAUAGGAUUAUAACAAUCUUAAAUGGGAAUACUGCCAUUGGUGAGAAGCAGAAUCUAAUCAGAUACCUUGAGAUGUUAAGCAGUAAUGCUGACGCUGCCAAUAUCUUGACCAAUGGGUCAAUAAUGCUGGUGGUUGUCAAAAUGCUGCGACAGUCUAAGGCUUCAGCUUUACGUGUUCAACUUGCUUCACUGAUUGGCUUACUGAUACGGCAUUCUACUUUUAUUGAUGAUGAACUGGCAAAUUCAGGAAUUUUAGGUUCUCUAACUGAUGGUCUCAGAGACAAGCAAGAAAAAGUGAGGAGGUUCUCUAUGGCUGCUUUGGGUGAGUUGCUGUUUUAUAUAUCCACUCAAAAUGAGCAUAAUAAGGACAACAAUCCUCCUGAAUCACCGUCUAAGGACAGCCGGUUUUCAUCAGGCUGGCAGGUUUCAAAUCCACUGAUUUCAUUGGUGUCAUCAAUUUUACGGAAAGGAGAGGAUGAUGUCACUCAACUCUAUGCGCUGAGGACAAUUGAGAACAUCUGCAGUCAAGGAGGUUACUGGGCUGCUCGUUUCACCAGCCAGGAUGUGAUUACUAACCUUUGCUAUAUAUUUAGGGCUGCAGGGAAACAGGAGAGCAUGAGGCUCACCGCUGGGUCUUGUUUGGUACGACUGGUUCGUUUUAAUCUUCCUAGCAUUCAACAGGUUAUGGAUAAACUUCCAUUCAGGGACACUGUAUCAGCCUUUGUCAAGGGCAGUCCACGUGAGCAGCAAAUCUGUCUAAACCUUCUGAAUAUGGCUAUGAUUGGGAGCCAUAUGUUUACAAACAUUGGACGACAUCUUCCCUUGGUGGAAGAGAAGAAUCUUGUCCCAUGUCUUGUAGCACUUAUUGAGCAGGGAAGUGAAGUCUUGAGGGGAAAGGCACUUGUUUUUGUGGCUCUACUUUGUAAGCACGGGAAGAGAUGGCUUCCACAUUUCUUUUGCAAUGCGAAAUUACUAUCAGCAGUGGACAGGUUGGCGAAGGAGAAGGACAGCUACAUUCAACAGUGUUUAGAUGCAUUUGUCCAUGUUGUGGCAUCCACCAUACCAGGUUUGCUGGAAGCUAUAACUGGAGACAUUCAGCAGAUGAUGGGAGGGAGACGCCCGGGGCAUAUUGCUGCUCUUAACAGUCGAGCCACUCCAAAGACCAACUUUCAUUUGUUUCCUGUUAUUUAUCAGAUUCUUGUAAGCUCCUCUUUUAAGCGCAGGGUGGUAACUAAUCAGGUCCUGCAGCAGUUGGCAAAUCUAAUCAAACUUGCCGAGUCACCUUUUCAGGGCAGGGAUGACUUUCAAAUAACCCUGUUACGAGUUCUCGAGUCCAUUACGGAGGAGCCCUCAGUUAUUCUUGAGAGCCCCAACAUUUUUAUUCGUGAAAUUUUGCCCAGUCUGGCUGUUGUUUACAAGGGAAACAAAGAUGGGGACGCCAGGUUCUUGUGCCUGAAAAUUAUGUUUGAUGUGAUGGUUAUUUUUCUAAACGAACCAACAGAAGACGAGGAACAAUCACUGGCUUUGAAGUCCAUAUCCAAUACUCAUUUCCUCCCUCUGUACCCCGCCUUGAUUGAGGAUGAAGAUCCCAUUCCCAUGUAUGCUCAGAAGCUUCUUGUGAUGCUCAUCGAAUUUAAUUACAUAAAAAUUCCAGACAUUCUACAUUUGAAGAUAAUUUCACAGUGCUUCGAAUUUCUUCUUGGUGAUCUCUCAACUGCAAAUGUAAACAACGUCAUGCUCUGUCUGGCACUGGCAUCUGCUCCCGAGUUGGAAAGCAAGAUCCUCUCUCAAUUAAAAGUAGUCAGGAGGAUUGGAAACCUUUUGGAGUUUGUGCAUGCGAAGGAAAUGGAAGAUUUUAUCGAACCAACACUUGGUUUGUGUAGGGCUUUCCUUCUACGUUCCAUAAACAAUAGGAAAGGUUUCAUCUAUGCAAGAGAACCAUCUCUCUUAGGUGAUGGGUUUUCUGAGGGGGGUGGUGUAGUUGAUCAGCAGCAAUGCAUAAGAGAUAUAAUGGACUUUGGUAGCAACGUUGGUGUCUUUUUGGAGAUGAGUAAGUCCCGGGAGGCAAGUAUUGCAGAUAUAGCUUCUGAAUGCAUAAUUUUGUUGCUCAGGACAGCUCCAAGGGAAGCUACCACGGGUUUUCUGACUAAUCUUCCCAAAGUCAGUGUGAUUCUUGAAUCUGGGCGUCGGGGCAUCCCUCACUUAGUGGUGCAGCGGAUGUUGCAUGCUCUUGGUUUUUCCUGUCGACAGUAUCUGUCACAGGCAAUGAUAUUGUCGAUACCCAAACCAGAAAUUUCAAGAACCGAAGUGAUUGUUUCUGAGCUCAAAAGCUCAAGCAUACCGGGUGUUUCUGAUGCUGCUUUCAGAGUGGCAUUGGAGUUACAGAGGCUGCCUCGUUGCAUUUGAUGUUGAAGAGGGAUUUGGGGAAGUUGAUUGGCUUUUCUAAAGGUAGACGCCUCAUUUUUUUCAAAUUCAGAUGAGGGGUCAACAAGCAUUAUAUUGAGGUGAGCUAAUUUUUUCCUUUAUUUCCUCUUGAAUACUACCACACUAUCAGCUUUGGUUGGCCUGUCUUUGUAUAAUUUAUGUAUACUUGUGCCAUCGUUAAUUGUUCAAUUGAGUAAUAUUUUUGAAAAUUACUUGGCACAUUGUGUUCAUUAUAUCAACUCUGAUGCCUGGGCAUGUUUCUUACUCA
This is a messenger RNA of Camellia sinensis, 4684 nucleotides long. Its product is annotated as serine/threonine-protein kinase RUNKEL. NCBI's taxonomy places the organism in Eukaryota, Viridiplantae, Streptophyta, Magnoliopsida, Ericales, Theaceae. The record is from RefSeq and is a predicted model, not a curated record. Gene Ontology annotation, biological process: protein phosphorylation; cytokinesis by cell plate formation; phragmoplast assembly. Gene Ontology annotation, molecular function: ATP binding; microtubule binding; protein kinase activity.